AUGGUUCGAAGAAAGUACGAUACCUUCAUUCUAUCGUUAAUCUGCAUAGGUGCAGCGAUAGUGAUUCCAUACUACAUCCCAGGUUUGGAUAUCGCUCGAAUCGAGGGGAAGUAUUUUGAUGUGGCGAACAACCAUUCGAUAGGUGUGAAGAUCAGUGUGGGUCCAAGUGGUGGCUGUAUGUGGUUCAAUGAUACGACACCAAAAUGCAGUACCGAAAUACCCUAUGUACCCAACGCAGAAUACCUCCAUCUUCAACCCAAUUCCAAUCUCACUUCCAUCUUCCCGAUAGCAAUGGGAAGAGCGUUAGCCCUCAAUCACGUGAUGGUAGGUCUAAUGGGACUUAGUAUGAUAGCUGUCUUAUUGGAUAUCCUAAUUCUCAAAGGCGGAAUCUCAUUAUUUAUCAUUUACUUCACUGGUUUCAUGCUCUGGCUAGUCUAUUUCCUCGAAUCAACCUAUAUAGGAACCAUGAGUAAUAGGUUGGAUGACAUUUAUGAAGCUAAGGAAUGGGAGUAUCAUACAGGCGGUGGCUUCAUCAUGAUUAGCGUUUCUGUUUUCGUAGCUAGUUUCUUCCUCUGUGGCGGAGGAUCGAUAUCGGCUGGAGACUGA
Molecule: messenger RNA, 606 nt
Organism: Kwoniella botswanensis
Lineage: Eukaryota; Fungi; Basidiomycota; Tremellomycetes; Tremellales; Cryptococcaceae
Exons: 5
Coding region: 1-606 (201 amino acids)
Source: RefSeq, a predicted model, not a curated record